Messenger RNA from Haemorhous mexicanus (house finch), 2350 nucleotides. RefSeq names its product nuclear factor 7, brain-like. Gene Ontology annotation, molecular function: metal ion binding; protein binding. Bases 523 to 1806 code for a protein of 427 amino acids. NCBI's taxonomy places the organism in Eukaryota, Metazoa, Chordata, Aves, Passeriformes, Fringillidae. The record is from RefSeq and is a predicted model, not a curated record. The transcript has 6 exons.
UAAACUAAGCUAAGCCAAGCCAAGCCAAGCCAAACCGUUUCAGCACGGUGGGGUCCCUGGGACGGCGGGAGGCCGGGGCUGCGCCCAGGGGAGCGGGCGGUGCGCGCCGCGGGGCUGGAGCCGAAGGGGAGCCGCACACGGCAGCGGCGGUGCCGCACCGGGAGCCCCUCGGGGUGCGGGUGGGUGCUGGCAGCCCUCGGGCCGGGUGACCUCUGCGCUGGGGCCCGGUGGGGACACAAGACUGGGCCCUGUCAGACGCUAACUUCACCAGUUUUGGUGAAAUGACGGGAAAUUGAAAGUUGUUAUUCCAAAGGGAGUGACCUUCGGCCAGGGCUGCUCUGUAACUCGGGGCUUUCCAGCCCUGCGCACACCCGCUGUAGCAGCUGAACAGGCCCUGUCCUCCCGCCCGAGGUGUGGUAAUCAGGCCCUGCCCCAGAGCGGCAGAAGUUCGCCCUGCGGAGGGCUGGGGCUGUGUGCGUGGCGGUGUCUGGAGGCUCGGAGUGGACCCGUGUGCCCGCAGAGAUGGCCGGCAGCAGCCAGGAGCGGAGCCUGCGGGAGGAGCUGACCUGUGCCAUCUGCUGCGAGCUGUUCAGCGAGCCCGUCAUGCUGGACUGCAUGCACCACUUCUGCCGGGGCUGCAUCCAGCAGUACUGGGACAGCUGCGCCCGCGGCCCCUCGUGCCCGCAGUGCCGCCGCCGGUUCCCCGCCCGCGCCUUCCGCACGCACUACCUGCUGGCCGGGCUGGUGGACAAGGUGCGGCGCUGCGGCUCCCAGGAGCACCGGCAGAAGAUGCAGAAGCACCUGGAAGAUGCUUUGCAAGCCCGUCAGAAGGAGAUGGAGAAGUUGCUGCAGAGGAAGCGUGUGCUGCAGGAGGACAUCUGCAGCCUGACGAAAGUGUCUGGGAAGCUGAACUUCAAGAUUCAGGCUGAGUUUGCUCGCCUUCAUCAGAUCCUGGAGGAAGAGGAGCGAGCUGUGCUGGCAGAGCUGGGUGAAAAGGAGGAGCAGUCACUGGCCCAGCUGCACAGGCACAUUGGCCAGCUGGAGGAGGGGAUGGCUGUGCUGCAGAGGGACAUUGAGCAUGUCAAGCAGACCCUGGACAAGGUGGAAGAUGUGUCACUGCUGGAGGUGGAGAGCCUGGAUAUCAGGCCCUCGGUGUGUGUUGAGACCCAGCCUGCCCUGGACCUGCAGCACUACAGGGACAGCCACAGUGGCCCCUUGCAGUACAUCUUCUGGAGGCAGAUGCUGCGCUCCAUCUGCCCUGCUCCUGCCCCGCUCACAUUUGACCCUGAGUCGGCCCACCCCAACCUGGUCCUCUCUAGGGAUCUGACAGCAGUGACAGAGACGAGUCGAGCCCAGCCUGUCCCCGCCAGCCCUCGGCGCUUCCGCCAGUGCGUCAAUGUGCUGGGCUCGCAGGCCUUCGGCAGCGGCCAGCACUACUGGGAGGUCUGGGUGGGCAGCAAAACCAAAUGGGACCUGGGUGUGGCUGCUGAGGCUGUGGACCGGGCAGCCAAGGUCAAGCUGUGCCCAGAGAAUGGCUACUGGACGCUGCGCCUGCGGAACAGGACAGAGUACUGGGCCACUGCCAGCCCCUGGGUGCGCCUGGCUCCCCGCCAGCCCCCACGGAAAGUGGGCGUCUUCCUGGACUGCCAGGAGGGCACCGUGGCCUUCUUUGAUGCUGGGGACAUGUCCCACCUCUUCACCUUCCACCAGGUCUCUGCAGAGAGAUACUGCCCCUUCUUCAGCACCUGCUUCAGUGACGGGAGGGACAACGUGGAGCCCAUGCGCCUCUGUCACCUGGUGCUGUGAGGGACGAGGGUGCACUGGGGACACCAGCCUGGCUCCUGCCUGGGGCUGUGCUGGAGGCCAGCUCUGCACACACAAGCCUGAGGGGUGUUGGAGGAGCUGUUUUCGUUUCAGUUUUGGGAGGAAGGAGGGGAUGAGUAUUUUUCCAGGUCCUGUCUGCCCUCCCUUCCCUGUGCCAUGGCUGUGGUUGCCGCAAGGCAUUCACAAGCCUUCUCCCAGGUUCCUGGCACCCCUACAAGAACAACCUCCCAUUCCUGAGCACAGCACAGUUCAGUAACAGCAAUCAUGGGGCUGCAGGGCAGGGGGCUGCGAGUUGCUGGCACCUCCUGCCUCUCUGUGCUCCCACCCAUAAGCCCCGUGGAGGAGGGCAGCGGUCCCGGGGCACCUUCGAGUGCCUCUCAACCCCACAUCCCGACCUGGCAUCCUCUGCUGGAAGAGCUUCCCCGGGCAGGCUCCGGGCCGGCAGCAGAGGGAGCCCGGUGCGUAGCCCAGGGACUGCAGCGCGGCUCCCUCACCUCGGCCACUAUUAAAGCUAAUUCGAAAGCCA